Pantherophis guttatus is the source of this 4671-nucleotide messenger RNA. Lineage: Eukaryota; Metazoa; Chordata; Lepidosauria; Squamata; Colubridae. The record is from RefSeq and is a predicted model, not a curated record.
GCCAACACUCUCCCCUCCCUUUGGAACUGCCGCUAUUUUCUGAUUGGCCGCCUGGUGCCCCGGCCAGGUGUCAGCAAUAGCAGGAGCUAAGUCUGCGAGGAGUGCGGAAGGGGGCGAAAGAGACAGUUUCAAGACGGAGGCAUAUGGUCGCCUGUGGCUAUCACGUUUCCUUUAAUUCAGUGGUGAUAGGCGCUUGCUACCAAAGAAGAUUCUGAUCAAAGCCAGGAAAAAUUCAGAACUGUCCCUUUCUAUGACAGCUGCCAUGCUAACGUAAAGGAAGGCGCAACCGGCUCUUUUAUCUGACCAGUCACCUUUUGAGACGCUUGCUUUAUGCUGGAGAUACUUUGAUUUGAUUUCUCCUCCUGCUCUUGGUGUCGGAUAUUGGAAGUACUGGACUGGUGCAGACAACUCCAAAGGGGUUUAGAUACUUUUGUUAACAGAGCUCACUGAAGAUAACUAAAUAUGAGAAGAAAGCUAGACUUGUCUGACCUGACUGAUGAUGAAGCUGAACAUCUUAUUCAAGUGGUCCAACGAGAUUUUUCCCUCCGCAAAAAAGAAGAAGACCGACUGAAUGAAAUGAAACAGAAGCUUGAUGAAGAGGGUAACAAGUGCAGCAUUCUUUCCAAGCAUGAGAGAUUUAAUGAGCAUUGUUGCAUGUGUUGCUGCUCCCCAUUCAAUUUUCUCAUCAAUACUAAACGACAGUGCCAAGAUUGCAAAUACAACAUCUGCAAGAACUGCAGCUUUUAUCAGAAGAAAGAGAAAGCGUGGCUCUGCAACAUGUGUCAGCAAGCUAGACUUCUAAGAGCUCAGUCCCUGGAAUGGUAUUACAAUAAUGUGAAAAGUCGCUUCAAGCAUUUUGGAAGUGCUAAAGUUCUGAAGAAUUUAUAUAGACAACAUCGCUUGGAAACUGGAACUUGCAGUGACAUACUAGAAGCAGGACAUUUUUAUGAAGGAACCACAGUAAAUGAAGAAAGCAAAUGUAACAGUGAUUCAGUUUUCUACAAACAGACAGAGGGACAUAGCAUGUUAAGCACUGUUGCUAUAGCCUUGCAUGUUGCAGAAGAAGUAAUAGAAGAAGCUAUUUCCAAGGCUGGGACAUACAGUGACAGCUUGGACAAACAGUAUGAAGCUUGUUAUUUGCAAGAUCAUAAAGAAGAACUGAUAGAAGAGCUUGCUACCACCAUUGUCCAGAAGAUUACAACGAAGCCGACAGUCAAGACUGAGCAAGUGGAAGCUAGCUUUGAAAGGCCACAGUUCAUGAGUAACAGAAGUGUGACAUCUGCUGUGUCCCCAAAACAGAACAUGCUGACUUUUCAAAGGAGUCAUAGAAGGUCAUAUGCAUUAUGGAGAUCCCAGUCUGCAUUUUCACUGACUAAUGAAGCUACAGCCCAAGACCCAAUUCUUACAUCAUCAGUGUUUGAAUCUAUCUUGAGGGAACCAAAAGGCCAAAUCAAGAAACAAAAACACAAGCUGUCUACAUUUCCCAGCUGGAAGAGUGUGGCCCAAUUAAAUGAACCAAAUAAAGAUUUUCCUCCUGUUUUGCAAAGUACAGAUGGAAAUUGGGUAGCCUUGCAAAAUGCCAUUUUGCCUUGUCCUCGAAUGCUUGCCAAACCUAAGAGCCAAGUGUUCAAAGCUUUGGAGGAAGAAUCCAGUAUUGUAUCUGCUUAUGAUGAGAUGGGCUCAGAUAGUGAAGAUAAUGGUGACUGGAAUAUGACUUUGAACAAGCUACAGCAGAGGCCACAGGAGCUUUCAAAUUACUUUGAAGCUCAGCACAAAGCUGAAUGGAGUUAUGGAAAUGAAUUAUACCAGCUUAUGACGUCACCUAAGGGGUUUACCAUUGAGACAGAAUACUCUGAUUCAGAAAUAUCACCUGUUGAUUCUUUAAGGGAGACUAUAGCAUCUAGCCUCUUAGGAAUACAUAAAGAGAUUUGUAACAAUAAAUACAGAGAGGGAAAAACAGAGUUGAAUGAAGAAUUGGAUGUGAAUUUUAAUCCACAGGCUAUCAGUUUAAACUGUUCAGAUAGUAGUGAAAAUGAAAAAACCUAUCAUGACUUUGAAAAGACAUCAAGAAGAUGGGGAAAAUGUAAUGUUCUCUCUGAAGAUUUAUGCAAAAGCAAAAAUUACAGAAAACCACCUAACAACUUGGGUACAUAUCAGGUAUUUGAUGAUUUAUCAAAAUUUGACAUCAGCUGUGCCGAUCAACAUCAACAAAGUAAAGCACGCUCUAUGGAAGAAAGGAUGAAAGCAAGGUUAUCUGAAUUAUCAAUAAAAAUUAAAAAUAGAGAAACUUCAGAGGAAGAGACAUCAGAGUCAAGAACAGCAAAUGAGAACCAUAAAUCAGGCUUAGCUUCAGAAAGCAAUAGCAAAUGCCUCCAAGAAGAAUUUAAAAAGAAAUGUUCUGCAGCCUCUCUCUGCAACAUAUCUACUGAAGUCCUAAAAGUAAUCAAUGCAACAGAAGAAUUCAUUGCAGAAUCCACAAAAUUAUGUGAUUUCCCAGCAGAAACAUAUGAAAGGGGGAACAGAGAAUUCCCAUUAGGCACAAACCUUAUCCAGCUUGAUGGGCAGCUCACAACAUUGGAAGAAAAUGUCUAUCUGACAGCUGGCAGUGUGUAUGGCCUGGAGAGUCAGUUAAAUGAUCUUGAGGAUGCAGCUCGUAAAAUUAACACCAUUACUGCAGAAGCUGAACUAGCUGAUCUAGAGGAUCAAGUGGCAACAGCUGCAGCACAAGUUCAUCAUGCAGAGCUUCAGAUUUCAGAUAUUGAGAGAAGAAUUUCAACCCUUUCAGUAGCAAGCUUGAAUGUGGCUCCAUAUGUUCAUUUGACAAGAAGAUGUGAUCACCAGACAAGUCAGAUCCAUACAAUAGACACAUCCAGACAACAGAGACGAAAACUUCCAACUCCACCAAUGAAAGCUAAAAACAUGGAUGCAUCUCCAGUUUCUUCUAUUAGAACAUUAAACAAGAAUUUCAUACUUCAAGGAUCUCUGACACAAAGAACAAAAAAAGAAAAAAAUAUAAUUGCCAAGGAUUUGAUGGUACAAGAAGCAAGAAAUCAAGAAAAAACAUUAUAUGAAAAUGCCUGGAUGGGUGUCAACAAUGGAGGCGAUGAUACAUCCCAACACUAUGGAUAUAAAUAAAAUGGCCAAAUACAAAGAAAUUUUAGAUUGUCAAGGAAAUUUAAAAAGUAGACAAGAUUUAGAAAAACAGGGAAUAAAUAUAGAUUGGUGGCCUUAUUUGCAAUUAAAGUCACGAUACUUAAAAGAUAAAGAAGAAUAUGGAAUUGAAUUGGUCCCACAAAAAUUAGACAAAUUAUUGAUUGGCCCGGAUGAAAAAUUGAUAACUAAAUUUUAUAAUUAUUUAUUAGAAUUUGACAGAGCCAAGGACAUAGUGAAGGGAGCGAUGAUAGCUUGGGCAAAAAAUGUAGGCCAUAACAUCGAAUUAGAGGAUUGGGAAACGAUUUGGAACAGAAAUGAUAAAAUAACAAAAUCAGCAAAAUAUAAAGAAAAUCAAUACAAAAUGCUUUAUCGCUAGUAUUUGGCAUCUUCAAGAUUGGCAAAGAUAUAUCCAAAUUUAACCCAAAAUUGUUGGAAAUGUGGACAAAAGCAGGGUACCUUCUUUCAUGAUGGUGGUUAUACCCAGAAUCGAAAAAAUAUUGGAAAAAAAAAUACAAAAUUGGUUACAGGAAUUAACUGGUGUCCAAAUAGAAUACACUCCGGAACUGUUUCUUCUAGGGGAUAACGAAAAAGAAAUACAACAAAAAAACAAUGUACAUUAUUCUACAUAUAAUAACGGCGGCAAGACUAGCCUUUGCACAGUGCUGGAGAAACACAAAUAUACCCUCAGAAGACUUAAUAAUUAAAAAAGUCUUGGACUGCACUGAAAUGGACAAGAUGACACUUGAGCUGAAAGGAUUAAUGGAUUUGGAAUAUUAUAUAAUAUGGGAGAAGUGGUAUAAAUGGAUUGAGAAUAGAAAUAUUUUUUAGAUAAAGUAGGAUUGAAUUUAGUUAGAAUGUAUAGAGUAUAAAUGAAAUAUAGUAAUAUGUUAUGUAAAUGGUCACAGAAUAAACUUUUCAUUCCACUUGGGAUUGUCCUGGAGAAGACAAAGAUGCAAUUCCUUCUUCUGGACCUUCUCUAUGUCCAAUCUUUUGUCAGAAUAGAUGAAUGACUAUUAUGCUUCAAUCUCCUUACUCCUAUGCAUGGCUACCUAAUUCUAAUAAGCUCAAUGAUCCUAUUUUUUUGUAUAUAUGCCAAUAAGAUUUUAGCCUUAGGUGCUGAAAAAUACUAGCAAACUUUCUGAUUGCUAGUCAUUGAAAUAUUUAUAACACAUUUCUUUUUACUUGUUUUUCAAACUGGUGCAUUAAUUCUUGUUUACAAGUAUCAAAGGAUAAUACAGAAUCCUUUGCAAGCAAAGAAGCUUUUUGUAUUUUUGUACAGGUAAUCCUUGACUUACAACAGUUCAUUUAGUGACCAUUCAAAGUUACAAUGGCACUGAAAAAAGUGACUUGUGACCAUUUAUCACACUUACGACCAUUGCAGCAAACUGUCAUUAGGGCAAAGAAGCAAAGUCGAGUUGGACAUGCCCACCUGGUCACAUGAAGCACUGUAGUUGUGAAGUGAGUGAUACGGUUGUUAAGAAUGCUGCAACAGGCAUGACAACUGGUCAUAAGUAUGAG